Messenger RNA from Trichomycterus rosablanca, 3371 nucleotides. It is a transcript of the gene usp38, whose product is annotated as ubiquitin specific peptidase 38. Bases 100 to 3066 code for a protein of 988 amino acids. The record is from RefSeq and is a predicted model, not a curated record. NCBI's taxonomy places the organism in Eukaryota, Metazoa, Chordata, Actinopteri, Siluriformes, Trichomycteridae. Gene Ontology annotation, biological process: ubiquitin-dependent protein catabolic process; protein deubiquitination. The transcript is spliced from 11 exons. Gene Ontology annotation, cellular component: cytosol; nucleus. Gene Ontology annotation, molecular function: cysteine-type deubiquitinase activity.
AUGAAUUUAUCAGCGGGUGCUUUACAGGAAUUGUGUGGAAUGGCUUAUUUCGAUAAUUGUUCAUCAUUUAGCCAUUCACCGGCGCAAUAAGGCAUCACAAUGGAUACAAUUCUGAAAGCUCUGGUGAGCUCAUCUCACCCGUUACCUGUCAAGCGGGCCAUUGUGAAAAAGGUAGUGGAGGCAGCUGAAAAAGAGGUAACAGAGGAACAGUGCCAGGCCCUGUACCAGCUCACGACACGUCUUAUUCUUCUCGGCGAGGAUGCUUUCCAGCAGCAAGUGGGCCUCCAGGUGCAGGAAGCAUAUGCACGGUACCACCGGGACGAGUUCGCCCGCUUCCUGAGCAAGGAGUUUGUCCAGGAGCUUCUGCACCAGGGAUAUGGCCCUGUAGACCGACGUGACCCGGCCAUCCUGGACUUCCUCCACGGUUGCCUGCGCCUUCUCAUUAGCUGCCCGUCCAUGCUGGAGCUGGCACCGAUUUUGCAGACUGAGGUGCUGCGCAUAGUGUGCGAGCGACCCGACGCUGCGCUCUGCGGCAAGCUGGCGGGGCUGCUCAGCGACUUCCCCCAGUGCAUGCCACGCGACAAAGCCGCCGUGAUGCUCUGCCAGCAGCUGGUGCGAACCUUCGCCCACUUCCAGUGCUCGGCGGGCGAGGAAGCCGAGCUGAGGCGGUAUGUUGCACAGGUGGGUUACGUGGCUGCGCUCCUGCAAGGCAUCUGGAAGGCAGAGCCGGCUACACUUCUGCCGUCGCUGCAGGAGGUGUUUGCUAUCAUUUCCUCUAUAGAUCCAACCUUUCAGCCGUCCAUCGCUCUGGCCAGCCUGGUGCAGCACAUCCCUCUGCAGAUGAUAACCGUCCUCAUCAAGAGCCUCACCACCGACCAGAACGUCAAAGAUGCCAGCAUGACACAAGCACUCAGCAGGAUGAUCGACUGGCUGUCCUGGCCCCUGGCCAAUCAUGUGGACACUUGGAUCAUUGCUCUGCUGAAGGGACUGGCUGCUGUGCAGAAGUUCACCAUCCUCAUCGAUGUUACCCUGCUUAAAAUUGAACUGGUGUUUAAUCGUCUCUGGUACCCCAUCGUGAGACAGGGAGCAUUAGCCGUCCUCUCUCACAUGCUGCUGAGUUUUCAGCACUCUCCAGAAGCUUUCCAUCUGGUCGUCCCUCAUGUGGUGCUGCUGGUGAAGUCUCUGCAGAAUGACGGCCUCCCCACUAGUAAAUCCUUCCUGCAUCAGUUCAUUCUGCUCAUUCACUGCAUGAUGUACCAGUACUCUGGGUUCCCUGAUCUCUAUGAUAGUAUCCUGGAAGCCAUUAAGGACCUUCCCAAACCCGACGAAGAAAAGAUCAAGUUUGUGCUGAACCAAAGUGCCUGGACCUCACAGUCGAAUUCCUUCGCCUCGGGACUGCUGAGACUCGCAGGCAAAUCAGAGACGGGGAAGACGGGCCUCGUGAAUCUGGGCAACACGUGCUACAUGAACAGCAUCAUUCAGACUCUCUUCAUGGCUACAGAUUUCAGAAGGAACGUUUUGUCUCUGAAGCUGAAUGACUCCAAUAUGCUGAUGAAGAAGCUGCAGCUUCUCUUUGCAUUCCUGGCUCAUACACAGCGAGCAGCGUACGCACCCAGGAGCUUUCUGGAGGCAUCUCGACCACCUUGGUUCACCGUGGGCUCCCAGCAGGACUGUUCAGAGUAUCUGCGCUUCCUUUUAGACAGGCUACAUGAAGAAGAAAUAAGUCUCCGGGCCCUACAACCAGCCAAUCCCAACACAGCCUCUUCUGAUGCUCAGAAUAUGGAUCAUGAUCCAGCUCAGACUGGGACUGAUGCAGCUUCUCAUCCCUGUAAUAAAUCCUUACACACCGAGGGGGAAGGACACACUCUGGUGGAGCGAAUGUUCGGAGGCCGGCUCUCCACGGGCAUCCGCUGUCUGCAGUGCCACAGCUUGUCUGAGAAAGAAGAACCGUUCACUGACCUUUCUCUGGCCUUCUGCCCCUCAGCCCGGCAGUCAGAGGGGACCGCCUCCGUGUCACCACGACAAGGGACGGUGAACGGGGGUGGCGAGAACACAGAAAGUACCUCAAAAGAUGAGCAGAGUGUGGAGAAGCCCACGACAGGGCCGGUACCAUCGCUGUCAGAUCUCCUGGAGUAUUUCCUGGCCCCGGAGAUCCUGGAGGAGGAGAACUGCUACUUUUGCGAACGUUGCGGCUCCUUGCAACGGGCUGAGAGAGCCAUGCGAGUAGUCAAAGCGCCCGAGUACCUCGUCCUCACGCUGCUGCGCUUUUCCUAUGACGCGACGUGCCACGUACGCCGUAAGAUCCUGGACAAUGUGGGAAUCCCGCCGCACAUGUCCCUGUCUGUUCACCAGCAUGCGCGCUCUUCAUCGUCACCGCAGACGAGCUCUACAGAGAGCGGUGAGAACCUGGCCAAAAAGCUCAAACCCUCUCACAGAGAGAAGGAGCGGGGUGAUGAAGCGUUAACAGACAUCAGCGAGUCAGGAGUGUGUUCGGUACCCUACGUCCUGUCUUCUGUCGUCAUGCAUUCAGGGAUGUCCUCCGAAAGUGGACACUAUUACUCAUACGGCAGGAACGUUAGCGACGCAGAUGUUAGCGAAUCCGAUAUGGUUUGUUCAGCGGCUUCACAAGAAGGACUGGACUGUGGGGGGCGGGACUCGUCGGACUGGUACCUGUUUAACGACAGCCGAGUGACUUUUACCAACUUUCAGUCUGUGCAGAACAUCUCCAGCCGUUUUCCCAAGGACACCGCGUACAUUUUGGUCUACAGGAAAAAGGAGGUCGGAGGACAGCCUGGGGGGACAAGAGCUACCGUUAACGGCAUGAGGUUCAGCGGAGAGCCGCCUCUUCAUAAAGAUCUGAUGGAGGCCAUUACCAAAGACAAUAAGCUCUUCCUGCAGGAGCAGGAACUAAAUGCCAGGGCCCGGGCUCUCCAGGCUUCCUCGGCCCCCUGCUCGUUCCGUCCCAACGGCUCGGACGAUAACGACCCCCCGGGUAGCUGUGGACCCUCAGGUGGGGGUGGAGGAGGAGGAGGGGGAUUCAGUACCGUCAGUAGACUGGUUUUCUGAAAAAGUGGGACCCACAUGCAAUCUUCCAGAGCAGUGGACUGAACUGCCCAUGCUGAAACACUGGACUUAAUGUACUUAAUAAUGUUUGACCUCAGCCACCUCAGAACAGUUUCAUUUCAUGUUCAUGCAUGCAGUGUUUUUUCUUACGUCUUAAGAUUGUCAUUAAGUGUUGUCAAAAGCACUCUGGAUUUCGAUGGAUUGGCAUCCUGUCCUGUCCGGGGUGUCAUGCUGCACUGCGUCCAGUGAUUCUCGGGAAGAACUGACCAGGAUAAAGCGGUGGAAUAAAAAAAUAUAAUAAUCAAUAA